Molecule: messenger RNA, 484 nt
Organism: Bombina bombina (fire-bellied toad)
Lineage: Eukaryota; Metazoa; Chordata; Amphibia; Anura; Bombinatoridae
Product: 40S ribosomal protein S15a-like
Exons: 1
Coding region: 36-428 (130 amino acids)
Biological process (GO): translation
Cellular component (GO): ribosome; cytosolic small ribosomal subunit
Molecular function (GO): structural constituent of ribosome
Source: RefSeq, a predicted model, not a curated record
CCUCCCUCUUUCCGCCAUACUGCAGAGCCGGCACCAUGGUGCGCAUGAAUGUUCUUGCAGAUGCUCUGAAAAGCAUCAACAAUGCAGAGAAACAUGGUAAGCGUCAGGUUCUGAUCAGACCGUGCUCAAAAGUGAUUGUGCGGUUCCUUACAGUGAUGAUGAAGCAUGGUUACAUUGGUGAAUUUAAGAUUAUUGACGACCACAGAGCCGGGAAAAUUGUUGUUAAUCUCACAGGCAGACUUAACAAGUGUGUUGUCAUUAGCCCCAGAUUUGAUGUUCAAUUGAAAGAUUUAGAGAAGUGGCAGAACAAUCUCCUACCAUCACGUCAGUUUGGAUACAUUGUGCUAACCACUUCAGCUGGCAUCAUGGACCACAAAGAAGCUAGGCGAAAACACACAGGAGGCAAAAUCCUGGGAUUCUUUUUCUAAAUCUGUACAACAGGCAGGCCAAUAAACUGUUAUCACAAAAAAAAAAUUAAAAAAAA